Messenger RNA from Adineta ricciae, 3099 nucleotides. Lineage: Eukaryota; Metazoa; Rotifera; Eurotatoria; Adinetida; Adinetidae. The record is from the annotation of a GenBank genome assembly.
AUGGAAAAUGUUAGAAUUAAAAUUCAAUCGAAUAAUUUAAUCAAAAGAUCAACGACUAAAUUAGUAAAAGAAUUUCUUGAACUGCAAGAGAAGUUCCUCAGCGUACAAAAAGCUACUUAUGAACGUCUGGAAACGGUAAAGUACAUGGUGGAUCUAUCUCUUGACAAUGACAGAAUCAGCAUGUUAACUGAAUACAAGCCAUUAGAAGAAGUUCAAAUAGCUGUAUGCGGUUAUAAUUCAUGUGGCAAAACUUCUUUUAUACAUGAGGUUCUUGGCUGUGGUGAUUUCUUGCCUGUAGGCACAGGUGCAGUAACUGGACGCAUUGUUAAGUUUUCGUAUGCGCCUCCCGAACAAGCGUGUUUAAUUAAAUAUGUAUCAGCAACAGAUCGUACACAAAUUAGUGAUCCGAUCGACUUGUCUCAACAUUUCAAAAGCAGUACCAAUAAUAAGAGUGAUGUUAAAGCUCUAAGGAAGAUCGUCAAAGAGCAAUUAGCAAGACCGAAUGAUGUGGGCAAACAUUCUGAUGAGUUUGCCAAAUGGGCGAGAACAUUCAUUGAAAUUCGCCUGCCAUCAACAAAUCUCGAAUCAGGUGUGCAUAUCUAUGACACCCCAGGUUUUCUUGGAUCCGAUCCACAAGUUUUACGUGACAAUCUACUUGCAUUGGUGGUUAGUGUUCGUCCAACACUUGUUUUUCUCUACGACAAUUCAACAGGUUCUGAUGAUACACGUAAAUGCUACGAACAACUGAAGGUGGCUCUUCGUAGUCAUAUAAUGGGUGUUGAUAUUUUCUUUCUCAACACCAAAGUGGAUGUAGCCGUUAUACAAAAGGAUGCGCGACAACGAGACGACGACGAUGACGAUGAUUUUAAAACAUUAUUGAAUAAAGAACGUUUACGUCGCUACGGAGAACUAAUGGAAAUUGAUCAAAUGAAAAAUGAUGUUGAGCACCGAAACCACAGCGAAAUGUCACCAUCUUUCGAGCGGUGUGAAUCGUUCGACAUAUUUUCCUGUUUAUCUCCUUCGAAUGAAAUGGAAAAGGAAAUGAAAUGUCAAGCUAUUGAUCGAAUCAUUCGUUUCGCUGCUGAUCACGAUCUGCGAGUGACAAAAUUCAUCACCAACAUUAUUCUAUCGGCUAUUGAUGUCUUCUUCGACUUCGUUUUACUCACGAACCGACGUACUCCUGAUGAGUGGAACAAUUUACGUGCUGACGCUCUAAAACGGGGCGAACAGUUUUUUGAACAGUAUCGAUGUGCCAUCGAUAUGAUAGCCAAAGAAGCAAAUCAACGUUUAUCGCAAUGUUUUAAUGAAAAGAAGCUCGAUAUCGAGAAAAGAGCGAUACAAGAUAGUGAAACACGAGACGUUCGAUGCAAAGACUACUGCAACGUCAUAGAUCACUGGCAGUCCAUAGUCUCACAUAUGUUCGACAUCAAUUUUGCCUGCCGUGAAACUUUGUCAAUUCUCUCACGAUCUAAAAAACACGAUACUUUUCAGCAUGAAGAAAAUUUCAUUGAUGCGAUAGUAGAAAGUGAAGUAAUGAAGCCGAUCAUACAAGAUAUUUUCAGCAAACAAAGUUGCUGUAUUAAGAAAGGCCUGGUUGCAGACAAUAUUCUUUAUCGAAACAAGAACGAAUUAUUGUAUGCAGCUCACUGGCAAGUGUUUUUGGACUACCGUGAUCUCAAUGACAAUUACAGUUGGAUUAUGGAACGAAUACUAGAAUUACCGCUGAUUAUAAGUGUCUAUUUGGUUCUCUCGUUGCUUAAAAUUUCCAUGGCCGCCGCUUUAGUUGCAGUCAAAAUUGGAUUUUCAAAGAAUAAUAACCUUGACGAAAAGCAAGCCGUACUUGAUCAACGGAAGAAGAAAAUUCAACAUUACCUCGUUGUCCUUGGAAGUAAGAUGGAUAAAAUGGGUGAUCAUCUAAAGAAACAUUUGUUGGAAUGGAUCGACAGUAAUUACGAGAAGUUUAAAGAAAAAGUCGACCUAUAUCAUUCAGUCAUAUUGCGUACUAUGAAUGAUCGUGAAAAAGCUUAUAAACUAGCUCAUGAAUUCAUACCUGCAUUCGCCCGUAUCGAAUGUCACUUGGCAGCAAAUCUGGAUAUGGCUACUCACAAUGGAUCGCACCCAAUCAUUAACCGGAAUGAAGUCGAAGGCGAAGGAGGAUAUUUCACAGUUCAUCCAGCGUCCUGGGAUAAUGACGAUCAACUUGUUGCUAAAAGCUUAAAACAGCAUUGCACCGAUCCAAAUUUUGCAUACUUAGAAGGACAUUUCCAUCGCGCAGUGACCAAUCUCAACGUUCCACACAUAAUUCAUUUAAAAUAUUUGUUUAUUGACAACGAUGUCGUCAAUUUAAUUAUGCCUCGUUAUUCGGCCAAUCUUAAGUCAUUCCUCGAGAAAAACAUGAAAGAUAUGAAUGCUGAUAAAGCUAUAGAAAUUUCACGUAACGUUGCAAGUGUCAUUGCGCAUAUGCAUGCUUAUGAUCUUGUUCAUCGUGAUAUUAAAGCUGAAAAUAUUCUUAUUGACGAACAGGAGCAUGUCUAUCUGGCUGACUAUGGUACAUGUCAACAUGGAACCGAGAAUCACACCAUCGUAGGUACUGUUCCAUUCCCGCCGGACAUUAAUGCUUUAAUGACAUUACAAUCUUCAAGUUCGAACAGGGAUCAUCUUCAAACUUAUCAAGGUUCAGCUGUUGAUGUAUAUCUACUCGGCGGUCUUAUGUUUGUAUGUGCACCGAAAGAGAACUACUCUCCAGCAUCGGAUGCAAAUCCUGAACAAGUAAAACGACUUGAUCGACAUAAAGUUCCUGAAAGUUAUUGUCAAUUGAUCUUACGUUGUCUACACAAAGAUUGGAAGAAAAGACCGACAGCAAAAGAAAUCGUUGAUGAACUUGAUUCAAUUGCAAAGGAAUUGUGCAUGAUUUGCCAGGAAAAACCGCGCUUCCGACGCUGUCUUCCUUGUCAGCAUAAAACGAUGUGCGAAGAAUGUUAUGCGAAACUUUUACAGCAGAAUAAUGAAGUUUCUUGCAUCAUAUGCAGGCAAGCCGUCACUGCUGUUCAAGACGACAACAAUUCGAACACUUUUUUUAUUACAGAUGAAAGGCGGUAG